CCUGAGGGCUGGUGAGAUGGUUCUCGGGUUGGGAUGUUGCCCACGUCUGGGGCGACCAACACCAAAAGAAAAGCUUGUUCUGUCUAAGUAGAAUUGGACGCACCGAGGAGAUUGAUAUGAUCGACGGCAUCGAUGGCCGCGCCUGAGAGAAUAUGUGAUUUGCGCUAGACUAUGGAUGCAUACGCUAAAGCAAAGGAAAUACAAUGUGAGCACCCCAGUGAUAUUUUGGUGCAAGCUUCAUUUUGCGACUCCUGUCUCCUGCCUCCUCCCAGCCAUCGGUGACUUGCCAGCGACCACAACCCCCAAGCUGCAAGUGCUGUUUCCCACUGACAACCCCACGAAGAGCAUUGCCUGUGCUUGCUCCCCAAAGAACCGAGCACAGAAUGGGACAUUUUACAUGAAGCGCAGACACUGCCCUCGAUAUUUGCGCAUGUUCAUGGACGAUCUCUGAACGAGAAGUUCAACACCACAUCACCGUCCAAAAUCCACUAGAAGAUGCAAGUAAUCACAUGUGUCGCUGCUCACAGAGCAUAUGGGUUG
Messenger RNA from Hyaloscypha bicolor E, 540 nucleotides. RefSeq lists its product as uncharacterized. Bases 176 to 451 code for a protein of 91 amino acids. The record is from RefSeq and is a predicted model, not a curated record. The transcript has a single exon. NCBI's taxonomy places the organism in Eukaryota, Fungi, Ascomycota, Leotiomycetes, Helotiales, Hyaloscyphaceae.